AGAAUCUCUCAGCCAUUGGCGAAGGUCAGUCGACAUUUGCCGGCUUCGUCUUCACCCCUGUCGUCUCCCUAGAGAUCAGAUCACCGAGUUUCGCACUUCAAUCGUUGCUCCAGAAAUGGAUUGGCAAGGGCAAAAGUUAGCGGAAGAGCUGAUGCAAAUCCUGCUCAUAGCAUUUGGUGGUGUUGCUUUCAUUGCUGGAUAUGCAACGUCUUCGUUUGGGACAAUGAUUAUGAUCUAUGCUGGAGCUGUGCUUUUUACAGCUAUGUUCACUAUCCCUAGUUGGCCUUUCUUCAGUCGUCAUCCCCUCAAGUGGUUAGAUCCAAUUGAAGCAGAGAAGUAUCCGAAACCUGAACUGACGACUGAGUCUUGGAAGAAGAGAAAGAAUAAGCACUGUUAGGUUUGAUUCUUUGAGCUUCUCUGUUGUGGAGUUCAACAUUGUUUGAUAUAGCUAUUUUCUCAAUCUUUACCUGGAUAGACCCUUUUGAUGUAAUGAGAUGAGAUGUUCUAAAUUGCAAAGCUUUGGUGAUCAAAGAAGUGAUUGUCGGAUUUAGUUUUGUUUA
Messenger RNA from Capsella rubella, 560 nucleotides. Its product is annotated as probable signal peptidase complex subunit 1. Gene Ontology annotation, biological process: protein targeting to ER. The record is from RefSeq and is a predicted model, not a curated record. The transcript is spliced from 2 exons. Gene Ontology annotation, cellular component: signal peptidase complex; endoplasmic reticulum membrane. Bases 116 to 397 code for a protein of 93 amino acids. Lineage: Eukaryota; Viridiplantae; Streptophyta; Magnoliopsida; Brassicales; Brassicaceae.